Molecule: messenger RNA, 1506 nt
Organism: Balaenoptera acutorostrata (minke whale)
Lineage: Eukaryota; Metazoa; Chordata; Mammalia; Artiodactyla; Balaenopteridae
Gene: CFAP263
Product: coiled-coil domain containing 113
Exons: 9
Coding region: 83-1216 (377 amino acids)
Biological process (GO): cilium assembly
Cellular component (GO): ciliary basal body; axoneme
Source: RefSeq, a predicted model, not a curated record
GACGCGUGGCCGCUAGCCCCACGGCGCUCUCGGCCACACUCGGCAUUGACAAGGGGCUUUGACAAGGGUAGCUUCGGCAGUGAUGACGGACGAGGACUCUGAGACUUCUGCCAGCGAGGCGCAAGCCCAGGAUGAGAGCGAGCUGCCUGUUAUCCAGCUGUGUGGGCUGGUGGAAGAGCUCAGCUACGGAAACUCUGCUCUCAAAACUGAGACCGAGAUGUUUGAAAAAUAUUACAAUAAAUUGGAGCCCAGGGACCAGCGACCUCCACGAUUAUCAGAAAUGAAAAUAUCAGGAGCAGAAAUUGCGCAGUUACGAGGCAGGCGUAGAUCCAAAUCCCGCACAAGUCUAGAACGUGUAACAGGCCUCAGCGUGGACCAAAAAUUCAAGCUUGUGCAAAAAGAGCUGGACGACACAAAGAGUGAAAUAAGGCACAUAAGGGCAAACGCCGAGAGGGACCUGCAGCAUCACGAGGCUAUCGUUGAGGAAGCUGAAAUUCGGUGGACCGAAGUUCAGAGAGAAGUGCAUGAGUUUGAAAAAAAUAUUCUAAAGACCAUAUCCAAGAAGAAAGGGAGUAUUUUGGCCACUCAGAAAGUGAUGAAGUACAUUGAGGACAUGAACCGCCGGAGGGAUAAUAUGAAGGAUAAAUUAUGUUUGAAAAAUGUCUUUCUCAAAGUCCAGAGGAAAAAAAUGCUUUUACAAUUGAGGCAGAAGGAAGAGGUGGGAGAGGCCCUCCACGACGUUGACUUUCAGCAGCUGAAGAUCGAGAAUGCUCAGUUUUUAGAGACAGUUGAAGCAAGGAAUCAAGAACUGAUCCAGCUGAAGCUGGUAUCCGGAAACACCCUGCAGAUCCUUAACGCAUACAAAAGCAAGCUACACCGAGCCAUGGAAAUGUCCCUCAAUCUGGACAAAGAGUUCUUGUUGAGAAAAGAGUUACUCGAAAAAGUUGAAAAAGAAACCCUGCAAGUAGAGGAGGACCGGGCGAAGGCCAUGGCUCUGAACAAGCAGCUCCGGAAGCAGCUGUCUGAGUUCCGAGCGCCACAGGUGAUGAUGUACGUCCGGGAGAAGAUCCGAAACAGGGACCUGGAGAAGACCAUCAGGAUGUGGGAGAGGAAAGUGGAGAUUGCAGAGAUGUCCUUAAAAGGCUACCGCAAGGCUUGGAAUAAAAUGAAAAUCACCAAUGAGCAGUUGCAGGCAAUUUGCCCUGCUGGGAAAUAGCCAGAGGGAGGCGACGGCUGCCGACCAAAAAGUGAUCCAUUAAAGUAAUCAGCUCCUCUCUAGUCAUGGGGUCCUCUCACUGUUCCCUGUGCUGGCUGGUGUCCCCAAUUCUCCAGCCAGGCUGCUGGUCACCUCCCAGGCCACAUCGGCCCCCUGGGGAGUGUUUUCACAGCCUGGCUCCGGGAACCAUAAACACUGAAAGAACCACAGGGCACUCUAAUGGUUUGACACUUGUUAGCCCACAUUUAGUUCACAAGCACACAUGAAAAUGACCUUCCCGCAUGUGGGAG